AUGGUCGGAGUCCUCACAUACAACAUCCACUCCGGAGUCGGCAGCGAUGGUGUGUACGACCUCGAGCGCAUUGCAGGGGUCGUGCGCAGAUCUGGUGCCGACAUCGUCUGUCUGCAGGAGGUCGAAGCGAACAGCAAGAUGCUGCGCGUGCGUAAGUGGUCAGUCACGCAUGCUGACGACCAGCCACGGCGACUUGCUUCCAUAUGCGGCUUGCAGCACUUCGCGUUCUCAGCUACGCUGAGCGCAACAUUUGUGAAGGAUUCCCUUCGGGAGGGAGAAGUGCUACAUCAUUCUGCGGAUGGGCAAUAUGGCGUCUGCAUAUUGAGCAGGUUCCCCAUCAUCGAGACACGACGGAUGUUGUUCGACCGCCCGAAGGGAGAUCCUGGCGAACGCCUCUUCAUGGACCAGGAAGAGCAGCCGCGGGGCGCACUUGCGGUGCUCCUGGACAUGCGGGAAGAAGAUGCACGGCCGAUGUGGGUCGUGAACACGCAUCUUUCGCACAGGAUGGCAUCGCAGGAACAAAGGCGGCAGGCGGCGCAGGUCUUGCGAUGGAUCGACGGUCUACGAUCUGAAGAUCUUCGACGUGAAAGGUCUACCUUUCUGCUGGCAGCCGAUUUGAACUCGCCCUCUUUUCUUCCGUGGUCUGGGUACUCGGUGAUUGCGGCGGACUCCAGGUGGCGAGACCUGUGGAAGGAGGCUGGAGGCCCCUGCUGUUGCUCGGCGACCUUCCCCGCCGGCUGGUGUGGUGGCCUCUUCGGAACCAGGAUAGACCACAUCUUCGGGCUGCACCUUGAGAACGGUGCAACGCCAAUGUGCGAAGCUGCCCGGGUUGUGCGAGAGACCCCGGCUGAUGAACUCGCCUCAGACCACUGCGCCGUGCUUGUGCAGAUGGACUUCGUGGAGGAGCCGUUCGUGGGCGAGGAAGAGGUAACCAUCCACCAGUUCACGUUUGGUACUUCGGCGCCCAUCCAGCUGCCAGACUUUUCGCAGCACAAGUCGUCUCCGCAGCAUGAGGCCAAGUCGCUUCGACAAGCUGGCAAUGCCGGGGAAGAGCUGUCUCUGGCACCAGUGAGGGAAGAGCGACCGCUGCCAGACCGACCUCCCCCACCGAGGUCGCCGCCGCCAGCCAUCCACCGGCCGCCGCCCCCCUGUGGCGCACAGCCGCCCUUCGUCUCCCCGAGAAAUGCCUCACCCAGAACAACCUCCCCGAGGUUGCCUGGAAACUGGCAUCCACACAUGCCGCAGACAGGCUUUUACGGCCAGGUUCCGAUGCAACCGCCGAACAUGCUGUGGGCAACGCUUGCAAUGCGGUUUAUUGGCCUGCUGCCCAUGGAGAGGAGGCGAAAAGAGAGUAUCUGCUUGGUGUUGACCCAGGUAAGCUGGAAGAUGGCCCUUUUCUUUUGUCCGUGGAUAUCCAUCUCCCACGAUGAUGAGACAGAGGCCGAGUGGAGAGGCAUGCAGCAGAAGAUGGAGGGUGUGACGGAUCAUCCAUUGAUGGUUCUGGGAAAUCAUGCCUCUUUCCUCGAUGUUAUCGUCGCAACUUGCGCCAUGCCCACCUCUGUGCUCACCAGAUGCCGGACCUACAUGGAUGCGCAUUUGUUCAACAUGCCGCUAGUGUCGACAAUUUGCCGCUCUGUGGGGCACUUUCCCGUUUACUUCAUUAGCGACCGGGAUGGCGUCUUCAAGGUGGACAAGGAGAAGAACGAGAAAGUUGAUCAGGAAGUGGACAAGCACCUCCAAGCCGGCGGUUGGCUUUGCUUUUAUCCUGAAGGGCAGUGCAACAGAGAACCAGACCAACUUCUACCGUUCCGCUUUGGCGGCAUGAAGAAGGCUCUGGAGUUUGAUGCGCGCAUGAUCUCAGUCGUGUGCCAUGGGAACACUGUAGUUUGGCCGCGGAAGCUUCAGAUGGGUGGUUUUCCAGGAUCCAUUAAAGUUAGCUGCCGCCAGCUUGCGCCAGAUGGUGUGAAGGCACUGGUAAAGAAGCUCCGCGAGUCGGAAGAGACGCCGUCAGAGGACAAAGAAGCCGAGGACCACGUUCUGCUUGCAAAACAUUUGCAGUGUGUCAUGCAGAAACAGCAUCUCGGCCCAUCUACCAUCUUAGGCCUGCAGGAGUCCAUUCUGGUCACAUGGCUCAUGUCAGAACACCUCCAAGUGCCACUGGCGGCAGCCCCUGCCCAGGUCCACGCCAGCAUUGUUUGCAGGGGCGUGCCGGUCUACAACUCUGCGGCUGCUGCGGCAUACAGCCAGGCCUAUGUGGAACGCCAGCAGACGUUUGACCACACAGGCCACGGGCAGAGCAGCUGUGCCAGCGGCCUGCUAUGGAACUCUGGAAUCAACCUUACAGCUGAUCAGCUGCAGAGACCGAAAGAACCAGGUGCCUGCGGAGAUGGCUACGACCCAGCUUCCCAGGAAAUUCUCGCUGAAGAGGAUGCAGAGGGAGGGCCAGACGUUCAGCAGGUGGUGGGCAAGGAGCCUCCGCUUUCCAUUCGCUUUGCUUUCUGGCCCGGGACUCCAAGCGCUCCUACGGCGGAUGUCAGUGGCGAGGAGGACUCUGAAGAGGUGCAGGAGCACUUGAAGGAUGCAGUGGAGGGCACGCUGCGACUCAAGCGCCUGCUGAGCCAGGACUCUGAGGAUGGGGCCUCCAAGAAGAAGCGGGCCCUGGAACAGAGCCACGAUCGUGAACACCGGGAUACCAUUGACCAACUCUUGGAGAGAUGGGACAGGUUGGAUGACAAAGUCAUGCUGCACGUUCUGGAAGGGUUAAAGCAGAGGGAGCUCGACUAUCUGGUGCGAUCCUCCUUCAUGCCGGAUGAAUAUAAUUUCAGGACUAUCCCGGCCGACCAGGUGGCCACGCAGGUCGCCCUGUGGCUGGAAGGCCAGACGUUGGGUGGCGGACCCCUUGACACGCUGCAGACUUUCCGAGACAAGUGGAAGCUGGGCAUUGAGUCAGACGGUCUCUUGCGCGCAUUGAACCACAAGGACUUGAGGUACGUGAUAAAUCACUAUGACGGUACGCAAGACAUGGCCCAGCUGGUUGUGGAGGCAAAGAAGUCCUCUCCCCUGGAGGGCCGGACGGAAGGUUGCAUGCCAGAUGCGCCGGGCUUGGCCGCCAUUGGCCGCUUCCAUCGGCUCGAGCUCAUCGACCCCACUGCAGAUGCUGUGGUUUUUGGGGAUGCCAACUUGAGCUUCGCGUUGAAUUUAGCAAAACAUCGCAAAGUUCUGGGCCAUGUGGGCCGGGUUAUUGCCACAACCUUCGAGUCUUUAGAGACGCUGAGGGAGCGCUAUGAGGAGAUAGAUGAGACCAUCAAGACCCUGGAGGAUCACUUCUCAGACGUCCAUCACGAGAUCGACUGCACCCGAAUCGCUAUGAAUCCGAAGUUUAAGGGUCUGGAGGGGACCAUUGGGGCAGUUUACUACAACUUUCCCCAUGCGGGAGCCGUGGGUGGCUUUUUCGACGGUCACCCGUUUGUGAACUGGCGUCAUGAAAACUUGAUGCGCUUAUUCUUUCGGGCGUUGCGAUCCUUCAUGAAAGUCGGUGGCUUGGUGAAGGUUGCUUCGAACAUGGGAGCAGUGGGCGUCCGAUAUUCGUACAUAACCUUCGCUGCCAAAGAGAACGAAUUUGAUCAUGUUCGCGCCCAAGCGGGUGACAAAGUAGCAUCCAUCCUCCGGCAGAUCUCCGUGCCAUCUGUGCGCCUAGUGUUGCAAGGGCAAGAGCUGUCUGUUGAUGACGAGGUCUCGGCAGCUGGGCUGCUUGUGCCCGGCGUGGAGCUCACAGCUGUGGUGCAGCCAGGACGCGGUGGCUUUGAGGCCACGAGAGUGCUGACCACCUCAAAAGAUGCAACGGCCAAGAUUUUCGACCUUGAGACAGGUCUAUGUGAGUGCUCCUUCAACGAGAACUUCGACGACACGGGCUACGAAGACAUCAUGUCAGCCGAUGUCUCUGAGAGUGGGAGUAUCUUUCUCAUGGCCUGUGCGAACGGCAUGGUCUCGUUGUACAAAUCGAGCACCGGGGAGAGGAUCUAUCGGUUUCAGCUGGAGGGCCUUGCGAGUGCGGCAUUGGCUCCAGAUGGCACUAUGCUGCUUCUCGUGAGUGCCGAAGGGGACGUGCACCUUGUCGACUGGGCGCAGAACAAGGCACCACGCGCGCUUGCUGCGCUGGGGCGCGCCUUGCAAGCCAAGUUCUCCCCCAACAGCGCGAAGGUGGUCGUUGCCUUCAAGGAGCACACGGCGCAGAUAUUCGACGUGAGGUUCGGGCAGAGCGAGCAGCUCUUUGAAGGCCACAUGGGCCAUGUUUUGGCAGCCAGGUUUUCUCCUGACAUGUCGACCCUUCUGACAAGUUGUGCCGAUGGCGUACUCCGGCUGUUUAAUGCCAACACCGCCUCCCUCAUCCGCGACUUCCGCAGGCAAAUCAGCAUCUCUGAGGAGCAUUGCAGCAAGUUGAGCUCUUGGGCGCUGCGUAGGCAUGCGGGAUCUGCUCGCAGCUGCUGCUUCUCGCCUUGUGGGGAAUCGAUCCUGGUGGGGGCCGUCAGCGGCAACGUGGCCAAGAUGUUUGCGGUGGACGAUGGCAGAUGCACCAGGACCUUCUCGGGGCACACAGGCUUGCUGUCCUCGGCCGUCUUCUCCCCUAGCGGUGAUGCAGUUCUGACUUGUGCGGGUGACUGGACUGCUCGCUUGUAUGAUGUGGAGACGGCAGAGUGCCUUCGUGUCUUCAGUGGCCAUGAGGUGGAAACUGUGCCUUUCCUCCAGUGGAACCUUCAUCGGUACGGCCGAGCAUAUGGCGAUAGGCGCGAUGCUGGUCGCCGGCCUGGCAAAGCAGAGAACUACAACGCCCAGCGGGCCGAUCGAGACAUGGUCUACACCUUUAGAUACAAUCCCAGUGGCAAACAGCUGCCCCCGCCUGCCGGCUGCACUAUCUUGACUUGA
This is a messenger RNA of Symbiodinium natans, 4923 nucleotides long. Lineage: Eukaryota; Dinophyceae; Suessiales; Symbiodiniaceae. The record is from the annotation of a GenBank genome assembly.